Panicum virgatum (switchgrass) is the source of this 986-nucleotide messenger RNA. Its product is annotated as cytosolic sulfotransferase 5-like. Gene Ontology annotation, biological process: sulfation. Gene Ontology annotation, cellular component: cytoplasm. Gene Ontology annotation, molecular function: sulfotransferase activity. NCBI's taxonomy places the organism in Eukaryota, Viridiplantae, Streptophyta, Magnoliopsida, Poales, Poaceae. The record is from RefSeq and is a predicted model, not a curated record. The transcript is spliced from 2 exons. Bases 12 to 986 code for a protein of 324 amino acids.
CAAGCAGCAGCAUGGCCGCCACCAACACCAAUGGAGCCGGUGCUGUCGGUCCGGAGCCUUUCAUGAGGAGCGCCGAGGCCUUGCCGGCGAUCCCCGUCGAGGGCCUCACCGACGACCCCAAGCUGUGGGUGUGCUUCUACCAGGGCACCUGGGUGCUGGCGACCGUCGUGCCCGGGAUCAUCUCCAUCCAGCGGAGCUUCGCCCCGCGGCGCGGCGACGUCGUCCUCGCGAGCCCUCCCAAGUCCGGCACCACGUGGCUCAAGGCCCUGGCGUUCGCCACCAUGGCGCGCGGCGCGUACCCGCCGGCCGACGCCGGGCACCCGCUGCUCCGCCUCAACCCGCACCAGUGCGUCCCGUACAUGGAGAGUCUGUUCACCGCCGGCAAGGAGGGCGCCAUGGAGGCGCUGCCGUCGCCGAGGCUCAUGUCGACGCACAUGCACCACUCCAUCCUCCCCACCUCCAUCACCAAGAACCCAGCUGACUGCAAAAUCAUCUACAUAUGCAGGGAUCCCAAGGACACGCUUGUUUCUUUCUGGCACUUCGUCAGAAAAGUCAAUCCCAACAUCUCGUUCUCCGACAUGUUCGAGGCUGCCUGCAACGGCACGUCCGUGUGCGGGCCCAUCUGGGACCAUGUCCUAGGAUACUGGAACGCGAGCAAGGCGAGCCCGGAGACGGUGCUGUUCCUGAGGUACGAGGACAUGCUGCGCGACCCCGCCGGCAACGCCAGGAAGCUGGCGCGGUUCGUCGGGCAGCCGUUCUCGCCGGCCGAGGAGGAGGCGGGGGUCGUCGCGCAGAUCGUGAGGCUCUGCAGCAUCGAGAAGCUGAAAAGCCUAGAGGUGAACAACACCGGCUCGUACGGGUCCCCCUUCGCGAAUGACUGGUACUUCAGGAGGGGAGGGACAGGGGACUGGGCGAACCACAUGACGCCGGACAUGGCAAGGCGUCUGGACGCCAUUGUCGAGGAGAAGCUCGGUGGAUCAGUGUAA